Messenger RNA from Arctia plantaginis, 312 nucleotides. Lineage: Eukaryota; Metazoa; Arthropoda; Insecta; Lepidoptera; Erebidae. The record is from the annotation of a GenBank genome assembly.
AUGAUAUUUAGAAUAGUUUUUACAAGUUUAAUAAUUAUCGGAUUAGCAGCAGAAGUAUGGUCCCACGUAGAAAUAGAAGCUGAAGAUUAUUUCUUUCCUCUAGAACCGGUUAUCAAUUUUUGCAAGAUGUCGGAGCAGUGUCAACACGACUUUGUACCGGUCUGCGGACAGGACUCACUGGGUAUCACGCGGAUGUUUAAUGAUAAUUGUGACUUGUACGAGUACAAUUGUGAUGAGAAGAAGCAAUAUCGGCACGUUAAAACUGUGGUAUGCCAAUACGAGGCUGCUGCUGCACCCCUAGUUGAAGAUUGA